AUGCGACGCGCGCGCGUGAGCGCUGAAGGCGCGCCGGCAGUCAACGAACGCGCGCGCGAGGCGACGGCGCAGCGCGAGCGCGGGAACGCGGCGUAUCGCGAAGGGAAAUACGCGGCGGCGAUCGAACACUACGACGCGUCGUGCGCGGUCGAGCGAAACGCGGCGGCGCUGGCGAAUCGAGCGAUGUGCUGGUUGAAGCUGGAGAAGUGGGACGCGGCGGAGGCGGAUUGCUCGAGCGCGUUGGCGCUCGACGCGGUCGCGUUCGGGGUCAAGGCGUACCAGCGACGAGGUAUGGCGCGACGGGAGAUGGGAAAGUAUUUGGAGAGUGCGAUGGAUUUCGAGGAAGCGCUGCGGUUGGAGCCGACGAGUAAGAUUUUGAAGGAGGAGCGGGCGAAGAGUCAACGCGCGUUCGAGCUCGAGGCGAAGAUACGGCCAACGCAGGCGCGCGUGAAAAUACCCGUCGAGCACGAUCGAGCGGUCGAGCGUGGUGAUGAUAGUUUAGUUGACGUCGAUAUGGGCGCAGUUGAGAACGCGGCGUCGUGCGCGCGCGAUAGCGUUGAGACGAGUCGACGCCCGGCGCCGGCGCCGGAGACCGGUCGCGACGACGAUUUGGUGAGCAAGGCGGCGGCGAUCGCGGCGAGCAAACCCGUCGUCGCUCCACGAAAUGGCGCUGAGUUCGAACGCGCGUACAGACGCGAGAUGAAAGCCGCGGCUUCGACGACAUCGGCAUCGCGUCGAGCGGAGAUUCUCAUCCUCGUCCCGCCGGACAAGUUGGAGACGAUGUUCGCCGGCGGCCUCGACCCCGACAUCCUCGCCGACGUCGCCACCAUCGCCCUCGAGCAUUGGUACGCCAAAGACGAAAACGCGUCCGCCGCUCUCGAGUGGCUCGAGCGUUUACGAGCCGUGCCUCGCUUCGCCGUCUCCGCGGCGCUUCGCCCGAGCGCCUCGUCCCGAGCGCUCGAGCGCGCUUUCGCCGCCGCGCGCGCCACCGCCGCGCGCGACGCGCGCGCGACGGCUCGCCUCGAGGCAUUACGCGAAGCCUUUCGCGUUUUAGCUUAG
Ostreococcus lucimarinus CCE9901 is the source of this 1059-nucleotide messenger RNA. RefSeq lists its product with no specific name. The transcript has a single exon. Gene Ontology annotation, molecular function: protein binding. Lineage: Eukaryota; Viridiplantae; Chlorophyta; Mamiellophyceae; Mamiellales; Bathycoccaceae. The record is from RefSeq and is a predicted model, not a curated record. The coding region runs from base 1 to 1059 and encodes 352 amino acids.